Bipolaris oryzae ATCC 44560 is the source of this 714-nucleotide messenger RNA. RefSeq lists its product as uncharacterized. Gene Ontology annotation, biological process: mitotic sister chromatid segregation. The record is from RefSeq and is a predicted model, not a curated record. Lineage: Eukaryota; Fungi; Ascomycota; Dothideomycetes; Pleosporales; Pleosporaceae. The coding region runs from base 1 to 714 and encodes 237 amino acids. Gene Ontology annotation, cellular component: MIS12/MIND type complex; kinetochore. The transcript has a single exon.
AUGGACUCCUCGCACCGCAAAAUCGAACUCCAAUCCCCCUCAGAUCUCACCUACCUCACGACGCAAAUCCGCACCGCCGCCCGCCAAAAACUCGACCUGCACCUCCCUCCCGUCACCUCUGCCACAGCCGCCGAACCCGACGACCUGCGCCGCAGCGUCGAAGACCUCGUCGACGCGUUUGUCGCGCACGUGCUACGCGGCAUGCGGCAAAACAUUAGCAUAAACGGGAUUGACAUUGUUGGCCCCGAUGCUGGCGGCCAAGGCGAUGACGCUAUGCAAGGUCUACAAGGUCUACAGGCUGGGGAAGCAGCAGAGACGGCGACGACGGCGGUUGAAAGGGAGGAAUUCGAGGCGUUUGAUGAGAAGCUCCGGACGAGGCUGGGUGAUGCGGUGGCGAGGCGCGAUGCGCUUAUUGCCAAGAUUAGUCAGCAUAGGAGGGCGACGCCGGCGGUUGCGGCAAAGGCUUUUCAGGAGAGGUUUGAGAGGGAGGGCGUGGAGGCGGAGGAGAAGUGGGCGGGCGUGGAGGAGAGGGUUAAUAAGGUGGUUGGGGAGGGGGAUGUGGCGGCGGUGGAGAGUGGCGUGAGGCAGGAGGAGGUACAGAGGAAUUGGGAGAGGGCGGUUGAGGCGUUGCAGGCGUUGAAUAAGGGGUUGCCCGAGACGAGGGCGCGGUUGGAGAGAGCGGGGGAUGUGGUGGGGUAUUUGGGGGGGAAGUAA